Messenger RNA from Parnassius apollo (apollo), 1452 nucleotides. NCBI's taxonomy places the organism in Eukaryota, Metazoa, Arthropoda, Insecta, Lepidoptera, Papilionidae. The record is from the annotation of a GenBank genome assembly.
AUGAAUUGUUCACUUAACAACGGUCUAAAAAAAGCUAAGCGAGUGAGAAGCGCUUUCACAACAGAUCAAAUACACGGUUUAGAAAAAGAAUUCAAUAAGUUUCCAUACAUCGGUGUCGUCAAUCGUAAAGAAAUAGCAAAGUCUUUAAACAUAUCGGAAAGAGCUGUUAAAGUAUGGUUUCAAAACCGUAGAAUGAAAGAAAAGAAAGAUGCUUUCCAAAAGGAAUUUCAUAAUUACGACCAAAUUCAACUUGAUGCAAAAAAAAUUGUUAACGAUCAAUUAAAUAAUGUGAAUACUAUGAAAUUAAAUGACGAACAAAGUUUGAAUUUAACAUUACCACAAUGUCAUUCAAAAACAAGUUUUAGCCAAUUGUGCGUCUUGGAUUUGAUUGAAAAUAAUGGGAGAAAUGAAAAAGAAAACAAAAGUAGAGAUGAUGUAGUAUCAUCGCACUUAUUUCAAAACAAUACAGUUACAAGUAGCACCAACGAAGGUGAUAAUUCUAAUAAAUACGAAAGUUCCACCUUCAAUGCUGAUAUUAUGAAUACCUCGAACUUCGAAACGCAGAUAGAGGAGAAUCUCCCGUAUCAACAGCUUUUACCGUAUAGCGACUUUUCAUUACAAUACGGUCGAAAUCUUGUACCUCAGAACGAUCAGUGCCAAGAGAUCGAGUCCUUAACGUAUAAUUGGGAUGGAUUCAGAGCGACGUCAUCGCACAGAACCCAUAUCAAGCCUGAGAAUAACCAAACACAUUUUUACUGUUUCGCCAGGGAUAAUUCGGAAUAUAGCUAUAAAAUACAAAACUCGGUGAGAAGAACUGAAGACCUGCCAUUUAUGAAACUUCACACUGGCAAAAAGUGUCGGCGCCAUUUAAUAAAUCAAAGUUCACAACAUUUUAUUACGAAGCGCAAACAAAGGACUGUUUUUAAUACGAAACAAAUAUUAAUGUUGGAGAAUAUUUUUAAGAAGAAUCCAUACGUAAACAGAGAAGAGAGAAAAAUGUUAAUGGAUAUGUUAAACGUAAGCGAUCGAGUAAUAAAGGUGUGGUUUCAGAACCGUCGUCGAUUAUCAAGCAAAAGAGAUAAAGAACUAUCAGAUGAUUAUAACUCAGAUUCAUCUAUGGAGGAAAAUUAUUCGAAUUUGACUUUAGAUUAUGUUGAAUCGAAAAUAAAUCAAGCUGAUGAAUUCGGGUAUGUGACGUUGGAUGACAGAGCAAUGAGAGAAUUAAUAACUGUUAUUGACUCUCGUCUUACUAUCGAACUUGAUUUGGAUGAGCCUUGCAAGGAAUUUAAGGAUGAUACCUCUAGUACAAAUAUAAUUUAUGAGCCUAUUUCACCAGUAAGCAUGCAAGAUGGUGAGGAAGAUGAACAUAUUUGUGCAUCUCGUUGGCAGUCUCACGAACCCGAAGAGUCCUUAAGACGUUUAUUUGAUGUACAAGCUUUUAUAACCAAGUGA